Scaptodrosophila lebanonensis is the source of this 1337-nucleotide messenger RNA. RefSeq lists its product as uncharacterized. The record is from RefSeq and is a predicted model, not a curated record. The transcript has a single exon. Bases 64 to 1281 code for a protein of 405 amino acids. Lineage: Eukaryota; Metazoa; Arthropoda; Insecta; Diptera; Drosophilidae.
UUGUUUCUUUGCUGCUACCUGAAUGCGAUACAAGCUGCCGAAUCAAGCCACAAUAAAGUUGCUAUGAAAACUGAUGACUUACAGCAACAGCUGCUUAAUUCCUAUCAUGAAGUUGUUCGCGAUGUGAUAGAGAACUGGAACGCGCCGAUUGUGUAUCUUAAGCGGAAAGGGUACUUGCCCAACAACUUUGAGGAUACAUCGCAUAUUAAAGUAUAUAUGGAUGAGCUAAUGGAUCGCAUAAAGCUUACCGAGCAAGAGGCAGUAUUACGAAAGCAGCGCAAGUCCAAGAAAUUACGAUCUGCGACGCCACUUUUUGAAACAAAAGCCAUGAAUGUGGACAUCGAUUCAAAACCCUUGAAUCAAAAACUACAAUUCAAGACAAUGCUGCAACUAAACAAUCGAUUCAAAGAAACGGCACGUCGAGAAUCCAACAUGUUUGCCUCACCUCCGCCAAACUCGAAUAUCCAAUUUGAAAAAAUAUGCACUCAGUCAUCGGGAUUGCAGGUGCCUUGUGCUAAUAAUUUUGAUGAUAUGCUCCAGCGUAUGAUUCUCAAAACGGCACCAACACAAACCGCUGCAUUUCAGACCCUGAACAGAGCGUAUUCCGAGGCCUAUACACCCAAGCUAGCAGACACCUUACCCACUGGGGCUGCUGGCAUGUCCAUGAACCUGGCCAAUUCCUAUUUUGCUCCCCAGCAGGCAAACAUGACGCAAAUGUUUGCAGUACCAUUACCUGGCCCGCCGCUUCCAACAGACUAUGGAGCCGGACCAGUUCCUAUGUCUGCUGCUCCCGAGACGUCAGACAAGACUGUAAAGAGUGUGCCAGAUAUUUUGCCAUUAGCAUUGGCUAUUCAGGAACAGGAGCGUCGAAAUAUUAAUGCCAGUCCGCCCAUUUCGGAUGCGUACGCUGCUCAAAAUAAGGAAAUACAAAUACAGCCACAAGAGGUGAUCGGAAAACCUACGCCGCAGUGGCUUGGCACCUUGGAGCGUUCCCUCAGUAUGUAUAAUGGCCAAAGAGGUAUAAAACAGCCUGAAUCAUCGUCUGCUCAGAACACAGUUAACCCAUCGUCCCAAUCUAGUCGAGAAGAGGCAACAGCAGCGGCAAGCAGGUCGAAGGUGGGAAUUGAGAAGCCCAACUACCUCAAUUGGGAUGUGCAGACCAAACGCCUAAAAAUGUUUUCCCCAAUUGAGAAAGAUGCCUAUCUAAAUCGCUUAGUCAAGACAUUCGCACAGAAACAUGAGCGAGAGGAGCUGCCAUUUAAAAUGCCCAAGAGCGAUUAACAUUCUGUAUUCUCUCUCUCUCUCUCUUUAUAUAUUUUUAUAGUUUUUAAAGAUAA